Molecule: messenger RNA, 553 nt
Organism: Lactuca virosa
Lineage: Eukaryota; Viridiplantae; Streptophyta; Magnoliopsida; Asterales; Asteraceae
Source: the annotation of a GenBank genome assembly
AUGACUUUAGUGAAAAAUUCUGUUAAGGAUGCCGUUUCCGUGAACGCUGCAGUGGCCGGAGAUUUCCGAGAUCGGACAACGAUGACGACGUUGAAGGUUUUGAAAGAGAUCGAAACGGAUCAGGAAAGUAACGCAUCGUCCUCGGAAGAUAUGGAGUUUUACUCUCCGAAGUCGGUUGUCGCGAAGAAGUGGCCGGUGACGACGAAGGAGGUUAAUGUUUCCCGCGCUCGCGUUCAUGAUCCGAUUGUGAGGAUUAGAACAGAGGAUUCGCAGAUCGGAGAAGAUAUUGGCGAAUGCCGGCUUCGCCUCUCAGCGGGAAGACAUCGUCGCCGUCGAUCAAAAUCGAGCACUGAAUCCGCCGCAUGUGAAGAUAUGCGAGCAGGAAGCUAGGGAGACACCAUGAAAUAGAGAGUUUUAGAUUUUCUUCAUUAGUUCGCGAAAUAAAGUAUGUAGAGAGUGCAGAGCAGGUUUUUUCUUGUACAGUGAAAACUCAGAAAGUAUAUAAAGAGCCCUCUCUCUUUGAUAUAAUCAUCAGUUCCUUUUUGUUUCUCAA